AUGUCCUGCAUCUGCUUGGGUCCCAAGCGGGCGGGUAAAACGCACCUGCUCAAGGCUUUGCAGGAGCCGGAGUCCAUAGAUGAGACCAGCUAUUCAAUGCCCACCAUCGGCACCGGCAUCUUUCGCAUUUAUUUCCCCGAAAAAGCAACCAAUGGCGACAGACCCAAACCGCCGCCACCGUCAACGGAUGCAGCCACUGCAACGCCGCACUCUGGCAAGCACCUGGCCAAAUUCAUUCAGGUGCUCGAAAUCGGUGGCAGCAUGGCGCCUCUGUGGCGUCAGAGUCAAUACUUUGAGGAUGUCAAAAAGCUCAUCUAUGUGGUGGAUGCCUCCAAUCUGUGCCAGAUAUCAGCAGCAGGGGUGCUCUUUUAUUCGAUUCUGACGGAGCCACGUCUGCAGAAGGUAAGGAUUCUAUUGGUGCUGACCAAAAUGGACUACUCCUAUCGACAGAUGCGCAACGAGGCGCUCCUCAUGCUGCAAAUGUCCAAGCUGCAGAAACAGAUACGCCAGCAGGUGACCAUUGUGGAGGCCAGCGCCGUCACCAAAGUGGGUCUAAACACCAUCUACGAUUGGCUCCAGAGACCCUAAAUUGCGAUGAAUAAAUUGAAGAUGACGUUUGAUAUAUUGCUCUUGCAGAGGGUACAUAUAUUAUAUAUUAUUAAAUAAAUAUUAA
Drosophila grimshawi is the source of this 673-nucleotide messenger RNA. RefSeq lists its product as uncharacterized. Gene Ontology annotation, molecular function: GTPase activity; GTP binding. The record is from RefSeq and is a predicted model, not a curated record. Lineage: Eukaryota; Metazoa; Arthropoda; Insecta; Diptera; Drosophilidae. The coding region runs from base 1 to 588 and encodes 195 amino acids. The transcript has 2 exons.